AUAUACCUAUAUAUAUAUAGGUAUAUGUAUAAAUGUGUCCGCGCGCGACGUGGAAGGGGAAUUUGAAAAGAAAAGAGAGGAAAGUAAAGGGAGAAAUUAAGAACUAGUAGUAUUAAGUGCGAUCCCGCGCGGACGAACUGAAUUGAUGCUAAAUAUUUUUGCAUCGUCGCUGCUGCGUGUGAGCGUGUGGGUCAAAUACACGUUGCUACUGGAUCCUGGGAAUCCACGAGAGUAGGUAGUACCGCGGAUCGAAUUGGGUCUGAGGAGCCGUCAGUGGCGAGCGCGAGUCCUUCUGGUCCUGGUUCCCCUCCGCCGGUGCCCGGUCUCGUGGAUCCGCGUGUCCGCCGUCCAUCCAUCCAUCCGUCCGUCCGUCCGGCCGCGCUUUCGUCUCAGUAGCUCCUUCGCCUCCUCUCCGUGGUCGGCAUCCAGAGGUGGCCAGAAAGAAGUCGCUGAGGAAAAACCGAAAAGCACCUCUGGUGUUUCUUUCCCUUUCGGCUGAUCGGAGCGCGCGUUUCGUGCAUAUAGCCAUAUAGCAAUAGCAGUGUGUUUGUGAAGGCUCGCGCUCGUUCACUUUUACUUUCAUUUGUGGCGCAACAUAGUGCCGAGAGUCGUGCCCCAAAAAUAUAAUCCACUCAAUACGAAGGCAGGCGAGCGAGAAGAGGCGAGAACGGACAGCGUGUGCAACGGUUGUGUGUUGUAGUGCAGUGGAGUGCUAUUGCUAUGGCUAUGGCUUGGUGCCAUCGCGGUCCAAAUCCAAGUGCUCGCGACCACCCUGCGAAUCCACCCCAAUAGGAGUACCACCCGCAAGCUCGAAUUCCAGCUUUAUAUAUACAGCUUUUGCUUUUCAAGCACAAGCUCCAGCCUUCCCCUAUUGCCGCCGUCAGCACCUCUUCACCGUCCGCGAUACAUGGGAUUACCAAUACCAACCGCGAACAAUUCGCACGGAAUUACAUAACGGGCGGCACGCACCGACUUUUUGGCUGCCUCUUCGAAUGGGCUUGUGUGACAACGACAAACAGCAAUAUCAACAACGACACCGACAACAAAUUGCAACAAUAACAACAAAUACCGACGGCUGCAGCGACAGUUACUGCUGCGGCACUCGCACUCGAAAGUAGAAAAUACCAGAGAGAGAUUAAUGCGAUUAAUGCUUUUGCAAAUUCAAAUGAACACCUGUGAUUUUUAAACCAUAAGAAACCAUCCGCUCCGCCAUGUACUCGGACGACCAAGAAUCCCACGGUUUAUUAACUUUGCAUUACGGCAAACAUCAUGCAACGAUAGUAGACGAGAUUAAAACUUGCUUUUCAUCAGAAAACUACGCAGACAUGACCUUCAUAUGCGACGACAAAACGGCGCUAAGUGCACACAAAUUGAUCAUGGCGUCGGCGAGUCCGCUCGUCAGAUGCAUCCUGGGUGAGAGCGUCCACGCGAACGGUCCCAGCGUGGUUCUCAUUCCGGGUAUCAAGAGUGGACACCUGAGGCAUCUUCUCGACUUCCUGUACCACGGACAGACUUGUAUAAAGUCCAGCGAGUUGGAUAGCAUACAGGAACUGUUUGAGCUGCUUCAGAUUAAGUCGGAUGUUUGGGAAUCGAGUACCCGUGAGGAGGUAAAAAAACUGGGCGAGGACAGUUGGACGGCUUCGUCCGAGCCGGACACCGCGACGAUAUCGGUCAAGCGCGAAUCGGAGGAAAGUCCCGAAGACGAUGAAAAGGAAGAGGGCGAAAUCAAGGACGACGAAGAUGAGGAAGACGAGGAGGAUCCCGAGGGCGACCAGGAGAGGCUCAGCAGCUCGCCGAAUCCCGUCAACCUAUCUCUGAACACCAAGACGACGGACAACAGUACAGCGGAAAACGAAAAGGACAACAAAUCUGAUAAUUCAGAAUCUCAGAGUCCCGACAUACUGAAGAUCGGACAGUCUACGGUGAAAAUAGCUCCGAAAGUGCACGAGCUCUCUCAGUACCAUCACCAUAGGAUGAAAAGGAAAAGCAUGUACAUAGAGCCAAUAGACAUAAAGCAUCAAGAGGAAUUCCCGCAACUAAAACCGCCGAUGGGUGAUCAGAAAUUAAUAUCGCUAGUACAAAGCCCAGAUAACUACGUGGUGACACCGCACAGGAAGAGAAGACCUGGAUUCCAUAAUUCACCAGCACAGAAUCCCCCAUUCGUCCCGUUCUCGCCGUCAUACAUUGAUGAAGGAUCGCAUCAUCCUCGAUACAAAAGCUUACAACAUCCACUACUGGCUUCGCACCAUCCGCUUUCUCUCUCUGCGCCACCGUUCCUGGUUGAAAGGACACACACUCCAACCCCAGGCCAGCACGCGGACACCGGACCUGCCGACAACGUAGUUGUGAAAUAUAGACCACCUAGUGCCGAUCAAAGCAUACCCUCGGAAUCGUACCAGCACUUCGACCGUACCUGGGGCGCUUGGUCUCUGUGCCAAGCGCAAGUGAAUCCAUCGCCCAGUAACGAAGAUAACCGCGAUGUGCCACCCGCCUUUCCUGCCAACUCUAGCGAGGACACCGCCGAGAGUUCGCACUCCACCAGCAGUACCACCAAACAGGUGGGUCCUACGGGCCAAGUGAGGGAGUAUAGGUGUGAAUAUUGCGGCAAACAGUUCGGAAUGUCUUGGAACUUAAAGACCCACCUGCGUGUCCACACCGGCGAGAAGCCCUUCGCGUGUCGACUGUGUGUCGCGAUGUUCAAACAGAAAGCGCAUCUCUUGAAACACUUGUGUUCAGUGCAUAGGAACGUGAUAUCAUCAUCGAACGACGGCAGUGUCGGUCGGUUCAAUUGCUGUUUCUGUCCUCUGUCAUUCGAAUCCCUACCCGAGCUCAUCAGACAUUUGUCAGGACCCCACAACAACCUGUUACUUAGCAAAAACAUGCAUGAACUCAAAUAGUACAUUCCACUUACUGUUAAUACUCUACAAAUAAUGAUUAUUAUUAAUAUUAUUACGAUUAUUACUUUUAUCUUUUGGGCAUUUCUUGGGAUUCUAAAAUAUAUUCUAUUUUGAAGAGUCGACGGCCGUACAAAGAAAAUCCGUAGAACGAGCCCAGAUACUCUUGUGAUAUCGCGAGCCCCUAAGUGCCUAAUACUGUUACAUAAGAUGCGUAUGCAUAUUAUACAUACAUAUAAAUACACAAAUGUGUAUAUUUAUAUACAUAUGUAUAAAUCAUUUCCUGCAAUUUCCGGCGGCGCCGGGAAUCCUGGACCCUCAGGGAAUUAGUCCAGGGGUGUCGCGCCACCAAUAGAAAAUUGCGAAUGAAACCGCAGCGCCGCCCACCUCAUAGUGCUUUAGUUUAAUGACGUAACAUACAUUAUAUAUAUUUUUUUAUAUGCAAAUUAUUAAGUACUGUCUCAACCGUCGCUGUGUUCAAUUGACUCGUGUACCUAAUUGACUGCGCGUGGUGUGUAUGACAAGUGAGCAAAGAAAGAAUCAAGCAGAAAGCAAAGAAGAAGAAACAUGAACAAAAAUUUAAAAAAAAAUAUUAAGAUCAUGCUACUAAAGAAGAAGAAGAAAAAAAAACAUGUUCGUUCCGCUAUUUCGCUGAAACACGUUGAAAGAUGAAAGACGAAAAAAUAAAAGAAGAAAAA
Nicrophorus vespilloides is the source of this 3592-nucleotide messenger RNA. It is a transcript of the gene ken, whose product is annotated as transcription factor Ken. Gene Ontology annotation, biological process: regulation of transcription by RNA polymerase II. Gene Ontology annotation, cellular component: nucleus. The record is from RefSeq and is a predicted model, not a curated record. Lineage: Eukaryota; Metazoa; Arthropoda; Insecta; Coleoptera; Silphidae. Gene Ontology annotation, molecular function: protein binding; RNA polymerase II cis-regulatory region sequence-specific DNA binding; DNA-binding transcription factor activity. The coding region runs from base 1212 to 2897 and encodes 561 amino acids. The transcript has 4 exons.